GCGGAAAUGGAUAUACCAGCAGAAUAUGAGGGUAAUAUAGAGAAAUACUUGGAUGAUUUGUUAGAAUUCGUCAGCGAUGAAUACGUCAAAUCUUUAGUUAAUACACACACUAAUAGCCCUAGAUUGAUGCAGAGAGAGUGGUCAAAUGAAGAAGCCUUUUCAGAGUGGAUGAAUUGGGCGGAGAAACACAACGACGAGAGUGAUGAAUGGAAAGACGAGCAAAUACGUUCGAUUGCAAUCGGUAUUAUACGCGAAGAAUGGCCAAAUAGUCUACAAAAUCAUAUACGGAAAUGUAACAGACUUGGUUUACCUAGGGAAUACAAAAACUACGAGAGGCCAACGACAAAGCGGAUAAACUUGAAAUGUGGUAGCGUAAAUAAUCUCGGUAUGACACCAAAGAAGAUUCACGAGUGCGAGAGGCUCUCAACACUCAUUGGAAAUGAUUUCGAACAUCACAAGAAUCUAAUAGAUGUUGGUAGCGGACAGGGUUAUCUUUCACGGACACUCAGUCGGGCACCAUUUGAUUUCCAGGUUUUGGCAGUAGACAGUGAUGCAAACAAUGUCCAGCGGUCUGAGUAUACAUCCAACAAGCGCGAUAUUGGUCUCACAACUGGGAGAUUGGACCACGCGGUUGCAUUCCUCGAUAGGGCAAGCCUUGAGCGCGUCAACCGUGAGUGGGAAGCUCGCGGUAAUGAGCGUAGCACACUCAUUGGAUUGCACCCAUGCGGAGAUCUCUCCGUCGAAGUUAUAGAAGCAUUCCUCGAUGGUGUUGACGACUACGAUGGAUUGGUACUCGUCAGCUGCUGUUAUAAUCAACUAUCAGCCAAGAAUUUCCCCCUCUCGCAGCAAGUACGUAGCCAAAUAGAGCGACUCCCUGAGGGUCGAUUCGAAUGGGAAUAUGACUAUUUUGGCUUGACGGUGCACACGCUCGCUCAUUGGACUUAUGAACCUAAAAAGUAUUGGGACAUGGCUAGAGCCCCCAUGUGGAAGCUCCUAUGCAGGUCUCGUCUCGCUGAAUGUCUCCGUCGAGUGGGUAGACCUCAUUUCAGUGAAAACAGACUGGGCAAACUCCGCGACAGACAUUACAAAUCCUGGGAAACCUACCGACAGGGCGCAGCAGAGAAACUUGGCCUUGAACCAUCUGAAUUAGCUGAUGACAUCGAUGAUGAAUUCUGGAGUCUUAUCGAUUGGCGUAUGAAAGUAUUCUGGACUGCCAAAGCGCGCUGUGGAGAUAUGUUCGAAUCGCUCAUCCACCUUGAUAGGUUCCUUUACGUAUCUGAACGUACGCGGAAUGAAGCAAACACAAUCGUAAAGCUUCUGCCUGUAUUUGAUAGAGACACAGGUAGUGCGCGCAACCUCGCAUUAACAAUUGAUAGAAUAAAAAAACAAUGUAUAGAUUAG
Molecule: messenger RNA, 1401 nt
Organism: Wallemia mellicola CBS 633.66
Lineage: Eukaryota; Fungi; Basidiomycota; Wallemiomycetes; Wallemiales; Wallemiaceae
Exons: 2
Coding region: 7-1401 (464 amino acids)
Source: RefSeq, a predicted model, not a curated record